Molecule: messenger RNA, 1208 nt
Organism: Rosa chinensis
Lineage: Eukaryota; Viridiplantae; Streptophyta; Magnoliopsida; Rosales; Rosaceae
Product: cytosolic sulfotransferase 15
Exons: 1
Coding region: 25-1017 (330 amino acids)
Biological process (GO): sulfation
Cellular component (GO): cytoplasm
Molecular function (GO): sulfotransferase activity
Source: RefSeq, a predicted model, not a curated record
UAGCUACCACCACCAGUUGGAUCAAUGGCCAUCACUGAAAACCCACCAUUAGAUCAUGAAGAGGAAAAACUCAGUGAUGAGUGCAAGAAACUCCUUCUUUCUCUCCCAAAAGAGAAAGGUUGGAGAACCCUUCACCUCUUUCAAUUCCAAGGCUUCUGGUGCCAAUCAACCGAAAUCCAGUCCAUACUCGCUUUCCAAAACCACUUCCAAACUAGUGACUCAGACAUAGUCUUGGCCAGCAUUCCAAAAUCAGGCACCACAUGGUUAAAAGCCUUGACUUUCGCUAUUGUAAACCGACGCCAUUUCGCAGUCUCAAAGUCCCAUCCUUUACUCACUUCCAACCCUCAUGAUCUUGUGCCUUUCCUUGAGUACAAGCUCUAUGCAAACAACCCACUUCCUGACCUCUCCAAAUUUCCUGAGCCAAGACUGUUUGGGACACACAUUCCUUAUCCUUCUCUGAGUACAAUAAAAAAGUCCAACUGUAAGAUUGUUUACAUUUGCAGAAACCCAUUUGAUACAUUUGUGUCCUCUUGGCAUUUCAUUAACAAAGUGAAGCCACAAUCUCAAGCUCCGAUCUCUCUCGAUGAGGCCUUUGAUAUGUAUUGCAAGGGCAUAGUUGGGUUUGGUCCGUUUUGGGAGCACAUGUUGGGGUACUGGAAAGAGAGCUUGAACAGACCUGACAAUGUUUUGUUUUUGAAGUAUGAGGACAUGAAGGAAAAUGGUGUGUUUCAGUUAAAGAAAUUGGCAAAUUUUCUGGGGUUCCCUUUUAGUUUGGAGGAGGAGAGAGGUGGUGAGAUUGAGGAAAUAGCAAAGCUUUGUGGUUUUCAGAACAUGAAGAAAUUGGAGGUCAAUAGAAGUGGCAAGUCUAUUAAGAACUUUGAGAAUAAGAACCUAUUUAGAAAAGCCGAGGUGGGGGAUUGGAUGAACUAUUUGACCCCUAAUAUGGUUGAAAGGUUGUCCAAAGUCCUUGAAGAAAAGUUGGGAGGUUCAGGUUUGAAAUUCAAUGUGCUUCCCUGAGUUAACAAAGGUAGAUUUCAAGGUUUCACUAUUAUGGUUUGUCUAUAUCUUUUCAUUCUUAUUUGUAAAAUUUGGGUGUAUUAUAUUGAGCAUUUCAACAAUAACAUGUAUCAUGUAGGUAUGUAUACAUUAAUACAUAUAUGCAUUUCACAUGAAUGUUCUUGUUACCACUACAAAAAUGUUGUAGUAUC